ACAAUCAAUAAAGUUGUAUAUUUUUAAUUGUUGUAUGAUGUAAUUUAAAAAUUAUACCUCAGAACAAAGACUAUAUUGUUAUUAGUUAAUAAAAUUUAAAUAGCCUUAUUGGUUAAACAGUAGAGGAAAAAUUGAAAUUAAACAUCAAUAUGUUAACUACGGCGGCAAGUUCACUUUCAAAUAAUGGUGGAUCUUACAGUAAUGAUCGUAUUUCUACUGGAACAGAAGCUGAGCUAUCAAAUGAUCUUGCUUCUGGUGGAUUCUUUCAUGCUGAUUAUAAGAAACACGAUGAUUUAAAGCAAAUGCUGGAUAGUAACAAAGAUGGAAUGAAAUUGGAAGCUAUGAAAAGAAUCAUUGGUAUGAUAGCAAAAGGUAGAGAUGCCUCUGAUCUAUUUCCAGCAGUGGUAAAAAAUGUAGUUUCUAAAAAUAUUGAAGUUAAAAAAUUAGUCUAUGUAUAUUUGGUACGAUAUGCAGAAGACCAACAAGAUCUUGCGUUAUUAUCAAUUUCUACUUUUCAACGAGCAUUAAAGGAUCCUAAUCAAUUAAUAAGAGCAAGUGCUCUAAGAGUUCUUUCCAGUGUCAGAGUAUCAAUGAUAGUUCCGAUAGUAAUGUUAGCUAUUAAAGAUUCUGCUAGCGAUAUGUCACCUUAUGUUAGAAAAACUGCAGCUCAUGCAAUUCCUAAACUAUUUUCAUUAGAUUCAGAACAAAAAGAAGAACUUGUAACUGUUUUAGAAAAAUUAUUAUCGGAUAAGACCACUCUUGUAGUAGGAUCAGCUGUAAUGGCUUUUGAAGAAGUUUGUCCAGAUCGUAUCGAUCUUAUUCAUAAAAAUUAUAGAAAAUUGUGCAAUUUAUUGGUUGAUGUUGAUGAAUGGGGUCAGGUAGUUAUCGUUAAUAUGUUAACAAGAUAUGCAAGAACUCAGUUUUUGGAUCCAAAUACAAGUGAUUACGGAGAUGAUGGGAUGCAUCCAUUUUAUGAUCCCGAUUCAGAAUCAUCUAGUAUAAAAAAACAAAAAUUUAUUCUCGAUGCAGAUCAUCGAUUACUUUUACGUAAUACAAAACCAUUGUUGCUAAGUCGAAAUGCUGCAGUAGUUAUGGCUGUGGCUCAGUUAUAUUACCAUGUAGCACCUCGAAGUGAAGCAAUGGUUGCUGCAAAAGCUUUGAUAAGAUUAUUGAGAGGUCACAGAGAAGUUCAAAGUAUAGUUCUUCAUUGUAUUGCUAGUAUCUCAAUUACAAGAAAAGGCAUGUUUGAACCUUUUCUAAAAUCAUUUUUUGUUAGAACAUCAGAUCCAACGCAUAUAAAAUUAUUGAAAUUAGAUAUAUUAACAAAUUUAGCAACUGAAACAAGUAUAAGUGUUAUUUUAAGAGAAUUCCAAACAUAUAUUUCGAGCAGUGAUAAAGAAUUUGUUCGUGCUAGUAUUCAAGCUAUUGGAAGAUGUGCUAGUAAUAUUAAAGAAGUGACUGAUACAUGUCUUAAUGGGUUAGUUUCCUUAUUGAGUAAUAGAGAUGAAGCUAUUGUAGCAGAAAGUGUGGUGGUUAUAAAAAAAUUAUUACAAACUCAACCAAAUGAACACAAAGAUAUUAUAUCUCAUAUGGCUAAGCUAAUGGAUUUUAUAACAGUGCCACAAGCAAGAGCAUCAAUUUUGUGGUUACUAGGCGAAUACUCGAAUAGAGUUCCAAAAAUAGCUCCUGAUAUUUUAAGGAAAAUGGCAAAAACAUUUAUAAAUGAAGAAGAUAUUGUGAAAUUGCAAAUUUUAAAUUUAGCUGUUAAAUUGUACCUUAGUAAUCCUGAACAAACAGAAAAAUUCUGCCAAUAUGUUUUUCAAUUAGCUAAAUAUGAUCAAAAUUAUGAUAUUCGAGAUCGAACGCGUUUUCUUAAGUACUUUAUAUUUGAAGACGACGAAAAAUCCAAUAAGAAAUUGUCACAAUACGCAAAUAAAAUUUUUCUUGCUCAUAAACCAGCUCCAACGCUUACAUCCAGAUUCAAAGAUAUACAGUUUCAAUUGGGAACUUUAUCACAUUAUCUUGAUAUGCCUUGUACUGGUUACCGUCCAUUACCUUCAUUUCCUAAUGUACCGCCAGAUCCGUCUUUACGCGAUGUACCUGAUGUUACGCCAUCACAUGAUAUGUAUUAUGCUGAACGAGCUAGCAAAAAAGAUAAAAAAGAAAAGAAAAAAAACAAGGAAGAAGUUUUGUACUGUGUUGGCGAGAGCACACCAGAAGAAGAUUCAGAAGAUGAACGUUCAAAUACCGACGAUAAUUCAAAUAUCGAUUCAUCGGAUGAAGAAAAUAGUGAUUCGUCAGCUGAACAAUCAUUAACGUCAGAGAAGUCUGAAAAUGAAGUAAAAAAAGUUGUAAAUAGUAAAAAGAUUAAAUCUCAUAAAAAUGAUGAAGUUAGUAGUGAAACUGAAGAUUCAGAUGACGAUGAAACAUCUUCUGAAGAUUCUGAGUCUGACUCUGAAAGUGGAAUGGAAACAUAUACAUUAGAGAAAACAACUUCUGCAGUGAAUAAUAAAAUAAAACCCGAAAUUAAAAAUAAUAAAACAGUAGAAUCCAAAAGUAAUUUAGAUUUACUUUUAGAUUUAGAUGAUGUAUUGCCUAUGACUCCUAUAAUGACACCAAGUUUGGGUGGAUUUCUUACACCUACUUUACCUGCAGCAAUAUCGAUAUCUUCUUUAGAUGGUAUGAAAGAAGUUCCACCCUCAUUCAUUCCAAUAAAAAAAUAUGAAUUACUUAAUAAAAUUAGUGGACACGGUUUAAAAAUGGAAUACAGAUUUACUAGGUCUGAACAUUUAGUUAAUUCUUCUAUGGUUAACAUUGAAUUAACAUUUACUAAUGAAAGUAUUGAAACUAUUAAGAAUAUUCAUGUUGGAAAUAAGAAUCUUUCAAAUGGAAUAUCUCUUUAUGAUUUUAUACCAAUUUCAAUUCUUAAAUUAAAUACAUCAGUAUCUUGUACAAUUGGUAUUAAUUUUAAUGAUUCUACACAACCAGCUUCGUUUGAUAUUAAUUUUACUGUCAAUGAUGAUCAAAUAUAUCGUACUAUUAAUAUUAAAGCACCUAUUGGAGAGAUUAUUAGAUCUGUUUUUCUAUCUGAAGCAAAAUUUUUAUCUGAAAAAAAUCAAUUGAAGGGUAUGAAUGAAUAUUUCACGACAAUUAAUUAUCCAGGAAAUAAAAAAACUUUGUCUCAACAAAUUUUGGAAAUUGCUAAUCUUGCUAUAACAUCAAGUAAUGAUGAUACUAUCAGGUUUGCUGCCUAUACUCUUGCUUCUAAAUCUUUAGUUUUAAUAACCAUACAAACUACAGAACUGAAUAAAUUUGAUAUUUAUAUCAAUUGUGAGAAGAUGGUAAUAGGUUCAAUAUUAUUAAAUGAAAUAAAAAAUCAUUUCAAUCGAAUGGACUAUUGAAUGAAGCAAUUGAAUAUUUGUAAUAAAGUAAAAAAAAAUGUUUAAUAUAAGUAGUGUGU
Messenger RNA from Ceratosolen solmsi marchali, 3460 nucleotides. It is a transcript of the gene rb, whose product is annotated as adaptor related protein complex 3 subunit ruby. Bases 150 to 3401 code for a protein of 1083 amino acids. The transcript has 10 exons. Gene Ontology annotation, cellular component: membrane coat; AP-3 adaptor complex. The record is from RefSeq and is a predicted model, not a curated record. Gene Ontology annotation, biological process: intracellular protein transport; vesicle-mediated transport. Lineage: Eukaryota; Metazoa; Arthropoda; Insecta; Hymenoptera; Agaonidae.